Messenger RNA from Nanorana parkeri, 4394 nucleotides. RefSeq names its product ATPase phospholipid transporting 10D (putative) (gene ATP10D). The transcript is spliced from 23 exons. The coding region runs from base 90 to 4208 and encodes 1372 amino acids. Gene Ontology annotation, molecular function: ATP binding; ATPase-coupled intramembrane lipid carrier activity; ATP hydrolysis activity. The record is from RefSeq and is a predicted model, not a curated record. Gene Ontology annotation, cellular component: plasma membrane. Lineage: Eukaryota; Metazoa; Chordata; Amphibia; Anura; Dicroglossidae. Gene Ontology annotation, biological process: phospholipid translocation.
CAUACACAGCGAUCCGGGGACGGGGAGACUUCCUCUGCUCAUUGUAGCUCUGAUUCCUCUCUGCAGACAAUGUACCGGACGGGCCGCUGAUGACGAGCAGUCCUGGCAUGAAGACCAGCAGUUGGAUCGACAUGGCAAGACCCAUGCAGUGGGCACGUCACAGAUUGCAGCAAGUCACACAAACUGAGAGCAGCAGCAAUGAAGCCCAGGGGUAUGCCCCUUCACUACGACCAUACCUGAAAUUUGGAAGAGCUACAAACACUGGGACCGCCACUCCUAAACACAGGGUUGUUGUCCCAUACCUGGAUCAGUUUAAGGAAGAGUAUGACAAGCUAACUAAAGGCUACAAGAACAACAAGAUCCGAACCACUAAUUACACUCUACUCAACUUCAUACCACGGAACCUAUUUGAACAGUUUCACAGAGCGGCCAACUUGUACUUCCUCUUUCUGGUCUUCUUGAACUGGGUCCCGCUGGUGGAAGCUUUUCAGAAGGAAAUCACUAUGCUCCCCCUGCUGGCUGUACUCAUGAUCAUUGCUAUCAAAGAUGGACUGGAAGACUACAGAAAAUAUAAGCUUGACAAGGUCAUCAACCACUUGUUGACUCAAGUCUACUGUAGGAAGGAGAACAAAUAUGUAGAGUGCUACUGGAAAGAUGUGAAGGUGGGGAAUUUUAUUAAGCUCCAUUGUGACGAGGUUAUCCCUGCUGAUAUGGUGCUGCUACACUCCUCGGAUCCUGAUGGGAUUUGUCAUAUAGAGACGUCGAGCCUUGAUGGAGAAACAAACCUGAAACAGAGGCAGGUGGUGAAAGGGUGCUUCAUGGAUUGCGACUUUGAGACAGAAAAGUUUUCAAGCAAAAUACAGUGUGAAACGCCCAACAGUGACAUUGGCAGGUUCAAAGGUUUCCUAGAAAGGCCACAUCCAGACAAAGAAAAAAUUGGACUGAAUAAAGAAAACCUGUUACUAAGAGGAUGUGUUGUGAGGAAUACAGAAGCUGUGAUUGGUAUUGUAGUAUAUGCAGGUCAUGAGACUAAAACAAUGCUAAACAACAGCGGACCGAGAUACAAGCGCAGUAGACUGGAGAGGCAGCUUAACUCGGAUAUACUGUGGUGUGUUCUCCUUUUGUUGAUAAUGUGCCUGGUUGGAGCAAUUGGGCAUGGAAUCUGGCUGAUGCAGUUUCCUGAACCUCCAAUUUUCAGCAUUCCCGAACCUAGCGGAGAGCACACCCCUCCAGCGUUGGCUGCCUUUUACAUGUUUUGGACAAUGAUAAUCCUUCUACAGGUGUUGAUUCCAAUCUCCCUCUACGUCUCCAUUGAAAUUGUCAAGUUGGGGCAAGUCUACUUCAUCCAGAAUGACCGAGAUUUCUACUGUGAAAAGUCGGAUUCGCUGAUUGAGUGCAGAGCACUGAACAUUUCAGAGGACCUGGGUCAAGUGCAGUACAUUUUCUCGGACAAAACUGGCACUCUUACAGAGAACAAGAUGGUUUUCCGGAGGUGCAGCAUUGCGGGUGUAGAAUAUUCUCAUGAAGCCAAUGCCAAGCGACUACAGUCCUAUCAAGAUCCUGAAUUGCACUGUGAAGAAACACCGGAUCCUUUCUCCAAUAGUGCAGCCUUCAAAUGCAAGAGUCAAAGCCCCAAAUCAGUGAGGAGUAUGCCAAGCAACAGGUCACUGAACAAGCUGUCUGCAAGUGGAUUAGAGCUGAGAGGAGAAGGUGAAGGAGCCGGUCCUCUGCUGCAACCAAGACACUUUGCAUUUAGCAGCCCUAUGGAGAAGGAUGUGUUACCAGAUCCUUGUCUAGAAAGAAAGUUUUACCAGAUCAGCCCUCAGUCUCUGUAUCUCUCCAGGCAUUGUGAAGAGAUGGCUCUGGAGGCAUCAUACAUCAUGGACUUCUUUUUUGCUUUAGCCAUCUGCAACACCGUGGUGGUAUCCUCACCUAAUCAGCCCCGGCAGAAGGGAAAUAUACCAUCAUUAAUAAGGAGCCCAAUGAAAUCCCUGGAGGAAAUCAAGCAGAUGUUUCAAAGGUUCUCUGUCCGCAAGAUAAGCUCAACUUCGCUUCUAAAUGGAAAAGAUUACUCUUCAGAAUCCCCCAAUAACUUUGUAUAUAAACUGCCCUUUUUCAGCAAAAUGAAGCUGGCUUCUAGUGCUGAGGGUGAAAAAGCCUUGGAGGCCAGCUUGGACUCUGCUGGGGAGACAUUGCUGGAAGACUUGGAGAAAUCUGACCUUACAGAUCCAGCUGAUGGCUCUGAUAAGCCUAGCAUAUGUGAAGUGUACUAUGAGGCCGAGUCUCCCGAUGAAGCUGCACUGGUAUAUGCUGCCAGAGCUUAUAAAUGCAUUCUAAUGUCUCGGACACCUGAUCAAGUCACUGUAGAGCUCGGCACUAUUGGGUCCAUGACAUUUCACCUGCUGCAUAUUUUACCAUUUGACUCUGUCAGAAAAAGGAUGUCAAUUGUGGUUCGCCAUCCACUGACCAAUAAGGUUGUGGUGUACACAAAAGGAGCAGAUUCUGUUAUAAUGGAUCUCCUUUCCCCAACAUCUGAUGAUAACAAAGCAGAUGUCUUGCAAGCUGAUAUCCGAAAAUUAACACAAAGACAUUUAGAUAACUAUGCAAGAUGUGGACUCCGCACUUUAUGUAUUGCUAGAAAGGUGAUGACUGACGGAGAGUAUUCCGAAUGGUUACAGUCGCACUUUUUGGCAGAGACCAGUAUUGACAAUCGAGAAGAGCUGCUGUACGAGUCUGCACUCCGACUUGAAACCAAUCUCGACCUACUUGGUGCCACUGGAGUAGAGGAUCGUCUACAGGAAGGAGUUUCAGAAACAAUAGAGUCCUUGAGAGAAGCUGCUAUUAAAAUCUGGAUGCUUACCGGGGAUAAGGAAGAAACGGCGGUAAAUAUUGGCCAUGCCUGCAACCUGCUGGAACACGGUGACAAGAUUCUGACCCUGAGCAGACUGGACAUUGAAACUUGUAAAGUGUUGAUGAAUCACAUGAUUGCUGAGAUUGAAAGCCAUGUUAAUUCAAGUGACCCUUUGAAGAAGGAACAGCACUUUGCCCUAGUCAUAGAUGGAAAGAGCCUGGAGUUCGCACUGCAGGAAGCCCUCCAGGAAAGGUUCCUCCACCUCACCCAGCAGUGCAGAGCUGUCAUCUGCUGCAGGGCAACUCCACUGCAAAAAAGCCAAGUGGUUAAACUGGUCCAAACUAACUUGCAGGUCAUGACUCUAGCCAUCGGUGAUGGUGCCAAUGAUGUGAGCAUGAUACAGGUAGCAGAUGUCGGGAUUGGCAUUUCUGGCCAGGAGGGCAUGCAGGCUGUGAUGUCAAGUGACUUUGCGGUGUCUCGCUUCAAACACCUGAGGAAGUUGCUGCUUGUUCAUGGUCACUGGUGUUAUGUUCGCCUUGCCAAUAUGAUUCUGUACUUUUUCUACAAAAAUGUUAUUUUCGUGAAUCUUCUGUUCUGGUACCAGUUCUUCUGCGGUUUCUCUGGAACAGCAUUGACCGAUUUUUGGAUGCUCAUUUUGUUUAAUCUGAUCUUCACAUCUGUGCCACCUAUAAUUUAUGGUAUUCUCGAUCAAGAUUUGUCUGCAGACACCCUUAUUGUGCUUCCAGAGCUCUACAAGUCAGGACAAACAUCAGAGGCUUACAAGUCGUCGACAUUCUGGGUCACCAUAGUGGAUGCUUUCUACCAAAGCUUGGCAUGUUUCUUCAUUCCUUACUUUACUUAUUUUGGCUCUGGUAUGGAUAUCUUUUCUUUUGGAAGCUUCACCAUAACAGCAACACUGUUUGUGGUUUUGCUACACCUUCUAAUUGAAAGCAAGAGCCUGACAUGGAUUCACUGGGUAGUGAUGGGUCUCAGUGUUCUCGCCUACUUUGUCUUCACUUUGGUUCUUGGGGCAGCAUGUGUCAAUUGUGUACCUCCUGCUAACAUAUACUGGAUGAUGCAGACACAUAUGGCUGACCCAGCGUUCUAUCUUGUGUGUCUCAUGUCUGUAGUGGUUGCACUUUUUCCAAGGUAUGUUUACAGGACAUUUCAAGGGUCAUUGUUCCCCACUCCACAGCAGAAGGCUAAGCAGCUAGAUGUGAUGACCGCCGAAGAGCGUUUACGUGCCAUUAAACAUUGGUAUACUCCAAAGAUUGCACGCCAUAACAAUACCUCAUUUCAUGUUGUGCCAGCAGGGGGCGGCACAGCAACAGAGGAUGAAGACGCUCUUUCUGUUUGAGACGGAUGCACAGCAUGUUAACCUUAUUAUUAGACCAAAGAGACUGAAACUUCAUUGCUCAAGUGGUUUCACAGUCAGAUUAUUGUUAAAAUAUACUUGUAUUAUGUGCCUGGUGCUAAUAUGUGAAGUACAACAAAGGAGGUAAUCUGCUCCUGAAAGAUUUUGGGAUCUUUGCAUCAACGCCCA